AAGAUGUGGCUGGCAGUAGCAGUGACGUUUGUGAUCCAUGGAACUCAAUCAGUGCAAGAACCGUUUGAAGAUAAUCAUAAUAUUAAUCCUGAAGUAUGGAUGAAUAUUACUGAAAUGAUCUCCUACAGAGGAUACCCAGCUGAGGAGUAUAAUGUUGAGACAGAAGAUGGCUAUAUCCUUACUAUUCAAAGAAUUCCACACGGGAAAGAGAAUGAGAAUGAUAUAGGUCCAAAGCCUGUUGUGCUUCUGCAGCAUGGUUUGCUUGCAGAUGCCAGCAACUGGAUCACUAAUAUGGCUAACAAUAGCCUAGGCUUCAUUCUAGCAGACGCUGGCUAUGAUGUUUGGAUGGGAAAUAGCAGGGGGAAUACCUGGUCUAAACAACAUAAAACCCUUUCCGUGAAGCAAAAGGAAUUCUGGGCUUUCAGCUAUGAUGAAAUGGCUAAGUAUGACCUUCCAGCAGUGAUACAUUUCAUUGUGCAGAAAACUGGACAAGAGCAACUGUAUUAUGUUGGCCAUUCCCAAGGCACCACUAUAGCUUUUAUAGCCUUUUCAACUAUGCCGCAGCUGGCAAGAAGAAUCAAACUAUACUUUGCCUUAGCUCCAGUAGCCAGUACCAAACAUGUUAAAUCUCCAUUGGCAAAGCUGACAUUAUUCAGUGAUACAGUUAUCAAGAUGCUUUUUGGAAGUAAAGAAUUCUUACCAAACACUUAUUUUGAUGAAGUGAUUUCUGCUGAAAUUUGCAGCCGUCCCAUAUUUAAAAAGCUCUGCACCAAUGUCAUGUUUAUAUUGGCUGGGUUUGAUCCAGGCAAUUUAAAUAUGAGUCGAGUGGAUGUAUAUACAGCACAUGCCCCAGCUGGAACGUCAGUGCAAAAUAUGAUUCACUGGAAACAGAGUAUUCAAAGUGGGGUACUGAGAGCUUAUGAUGGAGGAACAGACUAUAACAUGGCCCACUAUAACCAGAGAACUCCAUUCAUCUACAACGUAACAGACAUGAAAGUGCCAACUGCAGUGUGGAGUGGCAAAAAAGACUGGCUUGCCACUCCUAUGGAUGUUGACUUUCUGCUCCAAGAAAUCAGGAAUCUCACUUACCACAACAGGAUUCGUAACUGGAACCAUUUGGAUUUUCUUUGGGGUCUUGAUGCCCCUGAGUUCCUGUAUAAGGAAAUGAUCAACUUGAUGAAGAAGUAUCCAUAG
This is a messenger RNA of Alligator sinensis (Chinese alligator), 1194 nucleotides long. Its product is annotated as lysosomal acid lipase/cholesteryl ester hydrolase-like. Gene Ontology annotation, biological process: lipid metabolic process. The transcript has 9 exons. Gene Ontology annotation, molecular function: hydrolase activity, acting on ester bonds. The record is from RefSeq and is a predicted model, not a curated record. Bases 4 to 1194 code for a protein of 396 amino acids. NCBI's taxonomy places the organism in Eukaryota, Metazoa, Chordata, Crocodylia, Alligatoridae. Gene Ontology annotation, cellular component: intracellular membrane-bounded organelle.